CAUCUCCAACUUGGCCACAUCGCUCCGACCACCACUGGCAUCCCGUCUGCGUUCGUCUGCCGUCAUUAGCUACGCAUCGUCCGCCGUGGUCCCACACCGCCGACUAACACCACGAGGCACCAUUCCCGACGAGCCCACUGGAGUUGCAACAACCUUCUCGAAACAGCUUUUGGGGGCGUGGGAUAGACCGCCAUGUUCUCAGAAUAUGCGUCAAAGUUCCUCUCCCAGUCACAGUCACGGUUGUCCAGCUUUGCCGGGCAAGAUAACAACGACCGGCCUUCGUCUCGCCAACCAGGGGGCUGGACCGGCAGAGGCCGAGGACUGAGUGGGCGCUCCUACUAUAGAGGCGCCACAGGCAACCCUUAUCAACCGACUGGCUCUCGCUUUGGUACCCUUGCCGGAUUCGGGUCUCGAUACGCCCAGGAUGCGCCUCUUUUUCAAGCCGCUGUUGAGCAAGAGGAGGAGGACGAGGAGGAGAGAGACCGGGAGGCUGCAGAUCUGUUUGCACUGCAACGCUCCCGUCGCGUGAUACCUGCCGCCCGGUUGGAAGAUAGCACCGAAGCCGAGGAUGAUGGGAGUGCUUCGCUAGAGAGGAGUCGGGGAUACCAAGACGCACUCGGAACUCGCCUCCACGGCAUCAGAAGCAGUUGGAACGACUCUACAAGUCUAUCCAAGCGUGAACACGACCGCCGACAAGGAGGGAGCAAGUUAUUUGGGAAGCACAAACGCCAAGGCUCGGAUGAGGAUGACAGCACCAAGGGGGCCAUGGAAGACGUAGGAUUGCAGUCAACUAUUGCCGAGGAUGAUGAUGACCCGCCAGAGGAUCUGUUGGGUGAGGCUUCUAUGGGCAGCUCACCACCGGCUUUCCAAAAGUUCAAGUCACGGCCGGCAACGCAGAGAUAUUCGACCAGGAGAAGUUCGGUCCAGGAUUCGGAGGCCGGUCUAUUGCACGAGUCGCGAAGGUCGUUCGAGGGUGGAUUGCCACCAGAUGCUGGGCUAACGCCAGCACAACCGGUUGCGGAUGGGGAAAUAUUUGUCCACGAUCCUUUCUUCGCUUACAUAUUCUUGAUUGCUUUGGCUUCCUUGUUUGCGACAUUUGUGCUGGUUUACCUUCACACAAGCGGGAAGCGGCCACUCGGCGACACCAUUUACAACACCAUAACCAAGUCUUUCAACCUACUAGCUGUCGACACAUUGGUUUCAAUGAUUGUCGCAUUUGUGUGGUUGGCGACUUUGCGGGCGUACAUCAGGCCACUGGUUUACUUGAUCUUGGUGUCCGUGCCGAUUAUCAUGACCGCCUUCUCCCUGUAUCCCUUGAUCUUGAGUUUUCGCUCAACGAGCGGAAGUACCCGAGCGCAGGAUACCGUUAUGAGGUGGGCUUCCACUGUCCCAGCUGCUGCGGCCGUGAUCUGGAUAUACAUGGUCUUCAAGGGCCGUCUUGCGAUCCGGUCAGCCAUCAAUAUCCUGGAGUUCUCGAGUCGUAUUCUUGCGGCAAACUCGCCUUUGAUGUUGGUUGGUGUAGGAUGCCUGGCCACGGUAGUGCUCUGGACCUGGGUCUGGUUACUCAUGUUUACCAGAGUCUUCCUGGGCGGGAGUUUCUCCAGCUACCUAUCGCGUUUUAUCAUCAGUGCGUCCAGCUGGUGGCUAGGCAUCUACUUUGUUCUGAUGUACAUCUGGACCUUGUCGAUUCUCUCCGGCAUCCAGCGAGCCACGACGGCGGCGACGGUAUCGCAAUGGUAUUUUCAUCGCAAUGCGGUUCCAGCAGCAUCAUCCAAGGACGUCGUCUCUGCCGCCCUGGGCCACGCUCUCAGCACCAUUUUUGGCACUAUCAGCAUGUCGACACUAAUAGCACUAGCCAUCCGCCUUCCCCUUCUCAUAUUACCCUCUCGCGCUGCAAACAUUCUCAGUAUGAUUGUUUACUCGUUCGUUCCUACACCGAUCGCAGCUCUUACGAACCCGUUGACUCUCACGUAUGCCGCCAUCCAUUCCGAGUCCCUCGCGGUUGCUUCUCGAGGCCUUAGCCGGAUGGACUUCCUUGCCCCUCAGCGGCCCACUACGACGCUUACGCCAGUCGCUCUACGAUCCGACACUCACAACUCCCCACUCCUGCCAUAUCGGCUAGCGAAGCUUAUCUUGCAUGCUACGCGGUUUAUAAUGGCUACCGCACUCGGCUUUGCAGGUUGGGUCAUGACGGCUCGACAGCUGACGGUUGAACGACCCGAUGGGACCCUGGGACUCAAGGGAAGCGCGUACGCCUAUGUUGUGGGUAUGGUUGCCAGCUUUAUCGGAUGGGGCAUCCUGGGCGCAAUGGAAGGUAUCCUGAGCGGUAUCGUCGAUGCCGUUGUCAUCUGCUAUGGUAGCGAAAGGGGAAUGGCUUCAGGCGGUUACUGUAUGGAGGCCGCGCAGCUCUUUGGUUCUUUCAAUGGAUCUUACGGUAGGGGCAGAGAUGAAGAGGACCGCCGCGAGGUUUACUAGGCGUCCAGACCUGACGAGUGGCAUACCCCAUGGAAUGGAAACAUAGCAUUUGAAUGAUGAUGGAACGAAACAAGAUUACGCAUUACGAUGGGAUGGUAUGGUUUGAUACUUUUCGGAACUUCACAACUGGUCUAAAGCGCAGACGAUAUGAGACAGGAAGAGUCAUGGAAUGGUUACGGAGACUGCAC
Neurospora hispaniola is the source of this 2663-nucleotide messenger RNA. RefSeq lists its product as uncharacterized. Gene Ontology annotation, biological process: transmembrane transport. The coding region runs from base 193 to 2475 and encodes 760 amino acids. Gene Ontology annotation, cellular component: plasma membrane. The record is from RefSeq and is a predicted model, not a curated record. Lineage: Eukaryota; Fungi; Ascomycota; Sordariomycetes; Sordariales; Sordariaceae. Gene Ontology annotation, molecular function: transmembrane transporter activity. The transcript is spliced from 2 exons.